CUCCGGGCUGUUGAUGAUGCAGGAAUUGGGGAAGCUGCUUAUUCAAAUAUUGUUGCGAUUCUGACUGAUUCAUCGACCACAAUUCUGCCUGAAUCAACAACACAAUUUCUACCUGUUUCAGCAACUCCAACCGUUGGAGUGGUAACGGCGGCAAGUAAACCACGGGGAACUGAUAAAAUUAUAGUUGCAGCAGGAGUGGCAGGCUCUUUUCUUUUUCUCGUGCUUGUUGUAAUUGUGUUGUUUUUCGUGCGAAAACGAAUACGGAAUAAACAGCGAGAGCAAUCAGUUAAGGUAAAGAUUCUUUUCCUCGUAUUAUUGGUAAUAUUUUACUGCAUAACCAUUUUGAAACAGUUAUUGGAUGAGGAAUUAGCUCUUACAUCCCAAUAAUCAAGGUUGCAGAUAGCACAUGUAUAUCACAGAAACAGGAAAAAAUAGAAAAUUAAUAUAUCUACGUUAGCGUCCAAACAAUGUACAUUUUGCAAAAUAAAUUCGGGAAACGUUGCUCGUUCAUGUUAGAAUAUUUUGUUUUUAUUCAUCGUUGGAUUGACAUUUCUUUUAAGACACACCAAACAGUUUCUUACGGUCCCAAGGUACGUUGUGAUCAACACAGGUGUUCUUUACCCUGAAAAACCCUCACUCUAACCAUAGUUAAUAUAAUGAGAGGGUUUGGAAAGCCCGGUCACGUGGCAAAAUAACUUAUUGGUCUUUGUCACGUGGAAGCCGAGGUGCAUUCGAUGAGGUGUUUACAUAGUAAAAUCAUAUACAUUAAGCUAAGGGGAACACAAAAUCAUCGUAUUUAGACAAUUUUUUCGCGAUGCCAGGAGCGAAUUCCUCCAUAUUUGUUUACGCGACAAGUCGAAAGCACGUGGAGUAGGAAUUUUUAAAAUUCCUGCAGAAACAGAUGAAUUAUCGAAGAAAACCCGCGAAGCUUGGAUAAGUGCAUGUUUACGAAAGACCGCUCUGUGAACGAAUGUUUGCGUCGACAAAUGAAUUGCGGAAACAUGUAUGUCUGUGAGAGGCAUUGUAGGAAAGAAGAAUAUGAGUGCUGUAUUAAAGAAUACAUUAGAGACCUUACGAUUUUAGGACGGCAACGCGACGGCAACGGCUACCAAAUACCAAUACAACAGAUCAUUGAAAAGAAUUGAAAAAUUACAAUAUAUGAAUAAUUUAGACAUUGUCCUCGCUCUGUUUAGAACGCCAAAUCAAAGAUUUUCACGUCUUCAUACAACGGCUGCAUUUCAAGCAACAACAAGUGCAACCUUAAUUUAAAUUGGGUUCAGGAGAACUCUACCCAUGUCUUCAACUUCUAAAACUGUAUUAAAUUCAUACGAUAUAUUGAUGAUAUACGACGAAUUAUCUUUCCUACCAUUCAUUUGAAGGAGUUUGUUUUGGCCGUCGCAUCGCGUUGCCGUCCUAAGUCGUAAGGUCUCUAUUAUUAUCUCAGACGCGACACUUUAAUUAAUAUAUAUCAGUGUGGUGUUUGAGGACCUUUAGAGUCGAAAACAAUAGUGCUCUGUAUAGAUAUUGCUCUAUGGCCUUUAGGUCACAUUGAGCACUCUACAGGAUGAGCCAUUGCUGCAUACGCAUUAUGCGCAUGCUCACUGCUUGCAGUUUGAGCACUCUGGCAAUGGUUUGAUGUCCCACAUUCGUGAGACAUCAAAGGUAACUAUAUAUAUAUAUAUAUAUAUAUAUAUAUAUAUAUAUAUAUAUAUAUAUAUAUAUAUAUAUAUAUAUAUAUAUAUAUAUAUAUAUAUAUAUAUAUAUAUAUAUAUAUAUAUAUAUAUAUUCAUAUAUAUAUAUAUAUAUAUAUAUAUAUAUAUAUAUAUAUAUAUAUAUAUAUAUAUAUAUAUAUAUAUAUAUAUAUAUAUAUAUAUAUAUAUAUAUAUAUAUAUAUAUAUAUAUAUAUAUAUAUAUAUAUAUAUAUAUAUAUAACUACAGACGGUACCGUUUCGGCCUUUUGGGCCUCAUCAUUGUAGUGCUGAUGAGCAGGAUGAAAGUAACCACUUAAUAAAUAGUUACCUUUGAUGUCUCACGAAUGUGGGACAUCAAACCAUUGCCAGAGUGCUCAAACUGCAAGCAGUGAGCAUGCGCACAAUGCGUAAGCAGCAAUGGCUCAUCCUGUAGAGUGCUCAAUAUGACACAAAGGCCAUAGAGCAAUAUCUAACUAUAUAUAUAUAUAUAUAUAUAUAUAUAUAUAUAUAUAUAUAUAUAUAUAUAUAUAUAUAUAUAUAUAUAUAUAUAUAUAUGCUUAUUAAGCAAAUGCAAAUGGCUAUUAAGCAUAUUAAUAUAAAUGUAUGUGAUAUAUCUACGAGCUUUAUAGAUUAUUAGUGGCAUUAGUGAUUUUUACGGUAUAAAACGGGAGCAGAUCGGCCAAUGGAACACAAGAAGGUCUUAAACGUUGCCUUUUUCAUUGGCAAAGUACGAUAAAGUCUUUACAUUUUUCUCAAAACGUUGUAAAACCAUCGAAAAAACCUCAAUUAGUAUAGAAUUAAUAUAUAGAUUAUACUAUGAAAUCGCCAUGUUAUGAACCUCGACUGUCACGUGAUGCGUCUAUUCGAGUUUAUGUGUUAAUAGGUCACGUGUUGCUUUGAAGUUUGCCGGCCUUCCAAACCCUCUCAUUAUAUUAACUAUGCCCUAACUCUGCCACAAAAUUAGUUGAACUAUUUUGACUGAUUUAACAUCGCGACUUCUAUUACCUGCCAUUCAUGCAUUCCUUACACAAAGUCCUAAGAUGUCUUGGUAAAGCUGGCGAUUGCUGGAAAAUUGCGUGCUAUAUAGGCUCAACUUGCAAUCAACAUUUCAGUGAUUUUCAUAUUUAAAGUAGUGCGUUCUUCCCAUUAGCCAUGUAGUUAUUACACUGUAGAAUAAUUCGAUAUAUUGCUUUCUUUUUGAAAAUUUAAUUAAUUAUUCAAUUUCUCGCGAGAAGAAUAGAAUAUUUUCGCCGUGGGAAAAUCUGAAGAUGUUUCAAACCUAUAGUUUAAUCGAGUAAUUCAAUAAUUCUUGCUUCCUGCUCUUGCUCGUAGGAAUUUCAGUCCUGGCAUGAGAGACACGCCGAGUGUUCAAGCUCUCCAACCUCUGCUUUGCUUCAACUGGACACGUUCAAACGCAAAAGAGGUGAGUAUUACGAACAGUGUUGCGUUCUAUGAAUUAUCAACAAGUGUGAAGGCUCGUACGUAUAUAUAUAUAUAAGGCUGAUUGGCUAAGAGCUGUGUUGAUAUAACUCAAUGUCUUUUUAUAGUUAGGUUUCAUGCGAUUUAUUUCCGCCCAGUUGAUAAUAUUGUUUGUUUCCAUAUAAGAGGCGUCACUAUCAUCCGUGACCUUAAUCCCUAGAUUUAUGUCAUCUGCAAAUUUAACAAUUAAGUUUGAGGCUUGAACAGGACGGAUAUCAUUAAUCAUUAUAGAAAACAGUAUUGGGCCUAAUACUGAUCCUUGAGGAACUCCCCGAUUUAUAGGCAAAUAUUCUGUUUUAACGCCAUCAACAACGACUCGUUGAUACCUAUUGGUUAGGAAAUUGAUGAUCCAAUUGGUAAUAUAGGAACUAAUAGGAAGCUUCUUCAGCUUGUUGCAUAAAAUCUCGUGCGGUACCGUGUCAAAAGCUUUGCUGAAAUCAAAAGAGAAGACGCGUACCAUACUAGCAUUACCAUCCAACCAUUCCAUCCAGGUAUGUUGCGCUUUUAUUAGGGCCAUUGUAGAGCUAUAACCUCUUUUAUAUGCAAACUGAUCUUUAUGGAUGUCAUUUUCCAUCACCUGAACUAAUUCAGUUGUAUAGAUUGCUCUUUCAAAAAGGCGAACAGUUAUAUUAGUCAACGAAAUGGGUCGUAAUUGGUUUGAUUCUGCGGAGGAGAUUCUUUGGGGACAGGAAAAAGAUUUGCAAGUUUCCAACUGUCAGGAACAAUGCCCAGUUUGAUUGAGCUGUUAAAAAUGAUGGUUAUCACAGGCGCAAUAUCAUAUCCAUAUAGGUGUUCCAAAACCAAUGUGGUAACCCAUCUGGACCCGAGGUGGUUCGUUUCUGAUAUAAUAGUAGUAUACAAAAAGUAUGGACGGAUAAUUCAGGGAAUAGGGAGAGGUUGAGGGGUAACACGGGGAAUAGAGAAAGUUUGAGGGGUAACAUAGUCAGGAUCUGUAUUAAUAGUUUGAAAAUGCUCAUUCAUUUCCUUUUGGAUCAAUAAUGUGGCUUAAUGGUACUUAACUAUUGCCACGAUCAGUUAUUUUGUUAACUAAUGACCACCAUCUUUUAUAUAUAUAUAUAUAUAUAUAUAUAUAUAUAUAUAUAUAUAUAUAUAUAUAUAUAUAUAUAUAUAUAUAUAUAUAUAUACAUAAUGCAAAGCUCACUUCCCUCGUGGUUGUUUGAGCACUCUGGCCCCAUGUCACUCUGCGCAUGUCUGGAUGCGUUGAUGGCUCGUGUUGUACCACACGCGCUUGGGAGGGCAAGUGUCAUGUAUAUCAAUACGAAAGUCAUUGCGUGUCUAGAUGUGUACCAAGCUGCACUGAUGAGGCGUAGGACGCCGAAACAUGCAUGUCUUCAGAUUGUGCUAUUACGCUCCUUCACUUCGGUGUUAUAGAGCACUCUGUGGAGUUAAUUGGGUGUCCAUUAGCAAUAAUGCAAAGCUCAUUUCCCUCGUGGUUGUUUGAGCACUCUGGCCCCAUGUCACUCUGCGCAUGUCUGGAUGCGUUGAUGGCUCGUGUUGUGCCACAUGCGCUUGGGAGAGCAAGGGUCAUGUAUAUCAAUACGAAAGUCAUUGCGUGUACGGCAAGUUGUUCGCUUUUUAUGUAAAUGUUCGACUUUAUUUCUUUAUUUUAUAUUUUGGACUUUAUUUAAAUUGUCGGCUGGUCAUGGUUUUUCAAAAAAUAAGAACACAGUCUUAUCACCGCCUGAUGGAGAGUUUAUAUACCAAUUGGGUUAUUCUAAAAUCUAAUAUUUAAUAUCUAAUCUUCUAGGAUUAAUAUAGCUAUCGCGGGCGCGAUGCGAAACAAAUGUGAUAAGUGUUUUAAAUGAAAUUAAAAUGUUUUGAUUUGGAAAUUAUAUAACCUCAAAUAUUAUUCACACUUUUAACUCAACACAAAUUGAAAAGUUGCAUGAAGACAUGUGUAAAUUACUUGCAAUCAUGUACCAUACACCCUUGAAAAUUUAAAAUAGAGCAUAAUUUGCAAUUAUAUUCAUUCAUGACACCACUAUACAUGACCACAUCAUAUGCAAAUUGUAAAUUAUAUCGAGAUUUUUGGUCCAGUCCAGUUGACCGAUUAGAAAAAACCGCAUCACAUGCCAAUUGCGAAACGUCAUGUUCCCUGAAUGCUUUGAUGACAUCGGGCAACUGACGAUCCCGUAUAUGUUAUCAGAUAGUCCCAAGAAACAGGCUAGCUGUUUCCUUCGCUCAUAUUAAGUAAUAUUAAUCAAAUGUUGCGAAAAUUUCUGGUUUAAUAUUAGAUAAUUGAACGCCUCGAUCUUUAUUUACCUGUAGAAUAUAAAAUUAUAUUUCAGAAAUACAGCCAGAAGAAAUUUCAUACGUCGUGCUAUUGAAAGACUGGGAUAUAUCACCAAGCCAUUUGAAAUUACUGGAUAAAAAAUUAGGAGCUGGUCAGUUUGGAAUGGUCAAAGAAGGUUUAUAUACAUCUUCUGAAAAUAGCAUUCCUGAGGUUGUUGCUGUAAAGAUGCUGAAAGGUAUU
Paramuricea clavata is the source of this 5664-nucleotide messenger RNA. NCBI's taxonomy places the organism in Eukaryota, Metazoa, Cnidaria, Anthozoa, Malacalcyonacea, Plexauridae. The record is from the annotation of a GenBank genome assembly.